AUGGCACGAAUUUUCAUCACAGGAUCUUCCGAUGGACUUGGCGCAGUUGCUGCCCGCACAUUGGUCAGCAACGGCCACCAGGUUGUCAUUCACGCUCGCAACGCUCAGCGCGCCGAAGAUGCGAAAUCAGCGGUGCCAGGUGCCGAGACUGUCCUGAUCGGCGACCUCUCCAAGAUCGAGGAGAUGAAGAAGCUGGCCCACGACGCCAACAAGCUAGGAACCUUCGACGUUAUUAUCCAUAAUGCCGGCCUCUACCGCGGUCCUUAUCGCAAGACCGAUCUGGGUCUCUCAAGCUUGACCGCAGUCAACGUCUUUGCGCCGUACAUUCUGACUGCCUUGAUCAAUAAACCUAAACGACUCGUUUACAUCUCUUCCGGUUUGCACAAGAGCGGUGACUCUAGCUUUACCGAUCCGACUUGGCGCGAGCGCGGAGAGCAGGAGUGGAACGAGAACCAGGCGUAUUGCGACUCCAAGUUGCACGUCACAACCUUGGCAAAUGCGAUUGCUCGCCAUUGGCCGGAUAUUAAGAGCAAUUCGGUCGAUCCCGGCUGGGUACCUACUAAGAUGGGCGGACAGAGUGCACCGGAAAAGGCUGAGGAUGGAGUCGCCAGCUACGUCUUGUUGGCGGAGGGAACGGGUGCGGGGGAUGUUACUGGGAAGUACUUCAAGCCUCCGGGCAAGGAAGACAACCCGGCGCCAUUUACAAAGGAUGAGAAGAGACAAGAGCAAUUGUUGAAGCUGCUAGAGCAAGAGACUGGUAUAAAGCUGGCUUCAGCAUAG
Colletotrichum spaethianum is the source of this 780-nucleotide messenger RNA. Its product is annotated as short-chain dehydrogenase chyC. The record is from RefSeq and is a predicted model, not a curated record. The coding region runs from base 1 to 780 and encodes 259 amino acids. The transcript has a single exon. Lineage: Eukaryota; Fungi; Ascomycota; Sordariomycetes; Glomerellales; Glomerellaceae.